This is a messenger RNA of Aspergillus wentii DTO 134E9, 2119 nucleotides long. RefSeq lists its product as uncharacterized. Bases 388 to 1620 code for a protein of 410 amino acids. NCBI's taxonomy places the organism in Eukaryota, Fungi, Ascomycota, Eurotiomycetes, Eurotiales, Aspergillaceae. The record is from RefSeq and is a predicted model, not a curated record. The transcript is spliced from 6 exons.
GAUUGUUCUGCGCUUCGGGCAUGCCAAUUGCCUGUUUGGUCGAGGACUAGAUGACUGCAUCGCGCAGACUUCCAGUUUCCUUGCAACUUCAUAAGGAUCAAUAAGAAAUCGGAGUAUUGCUGCGCCUUGAUUUUAAGACUACCAGCCAGGAUUCGAUGUCAGAUUGUCUGUCCAACCCUCCUCGGAACCCCGUUCUGCCCACGGAUUACAUGCAUAAGAGCCCCUUGAAUCAAGGACAUCGAGGCAACACUUGCAUAGACAUAACCUUGGUUGGUGGGGUAUAAUACGAGCUGACCUUUUGGCCUGGCAGCCGAAGUUUAUCUCCAGUUGAAGCCACCCUCAAGUUACCUUUUGCUUAGCAUCGUCAACAUCUAUCUAUCCGCAAGUAUGGAUCCUUCAGAGCUGGCAAAUAUGACUCCAGAGCAACUGGCAAACACGCCAGUAAGGCCUCCACCCCCAGGAAUCACACCGAAUCUUGCAAAUCCGUCGUCAGAUGGCGAUGUCUUGGUGAUUAUCGGGAGUGUCAUGAUAGGCAUCAUGCUGGUAAUCGCCAGUCUGAGAUUCUAUGUCAAGUUCUUCAUGCGACGAAAACCGAGUCCAGAUGAUUGGACGACUUUGGUUGCAGUUCUUGGAACCAUUGCAUACUUUGUGAUCUGCAUGUUUGCCGUCAAGAAAGCCAAGUUCGGAACUCAUAUGUGGGAUCUUUCUAUCGCCCAUAUGAUGAGCAAAAAGUUUAUCAUCACGGCCUUCUUCUCCAACUGGGUCACUGCAAUCGUUUGGGCCUUUGCCAAAACCUCCUUCUUCCUCAUGUACCUUCAGCUGUUCAAGCCAUUCAACUGGCUGCGAUACGCCGUAUACUUUGGCCUGUUUAUAAACUGGGGAUUCUAUAUCUCUGUCAUUGCGGCAACGCUAUACUUUACCGCCCCUGCACCAGGGCAAAGCUGGCAGGAUAGCUUCUCGUCCAACCGCUAUCGGCGAUCUCUCAAUACAACCAUUCCCAUUGCUGCUGGGAGUCUUGUUCUGGACAUAUAUAUCUUCAUUCUACCAGUCGCCUGCAUCUGGCCUUUGAACAUGACGAUGAACAAAAAGUUUGGUGUUUUGGCCGUCUUUGCUACUGGUCUGGCUGCGUGCGUUGCCUCGUCAUUGAGCAUCUACUUUAAAGACCAUCUGGAUCACCACCAAGACGACUAUACCUACUACACCCUUCCCGUUCUCCUGAUGGCCCUCGUGGAGAUGUGCGUUGGAAUCUCAGCCAGCUGCAUGCCUCCCCUUACCCAUCUAUUCAAGCACGGCAAUCUACAAUGGAGCAAGGUUAGCUCUGUCAUACUUCGCCCCUUCCAGUCUUUGCAUUCCGGAAGCUGGAAAGGCAGUAACAACUCCAGAGGCUCAGGCGGCAGUGGCUGGUCGGAAGGGGCUUUGAAGAAGAAUAACUACACCAAUAUGAAGGUUGCUAAUAAGAAUGAGCACGAGCUGAGCCAUGUCAAGUCUAUUAGAACAUUUAUCCGUGGAGGACGAACACCCGAUGGGGAUGACGAUGAUGGGAUUCAUUUGAAAUAUGGGAUCAGCCAGGAUGUUGAGUUUUCGAGGGAAGUUACGCCUACAGCCAGAAGUGCAGUAUGAUAAGCUGGGAUGCUUGAAAUAGUGGACACAGCAUGAAGAUUCUAUAUUUUAAUUUAGCCUCGUUUAAACUGCCAUAGCACUAUAUAUAAUUGAUGACCGCAGACUUCUUCAAGACUACGACACCAACUCUAAACGGCCACGGCAGAUCAAUCCCGACCCUAGGAAAAUACGCGAACGAGGGGAAUCACCUCGAGUCUCACGUCAGAUGAGCUCAUGAGCAAUGCAAGGGAUUUAAAAUACACAAGUUUCAAGCAAAUUCGCAAAACACGUCGGGUAUCCUACCGCUGCUGUCAACAGACCCCACGCUCCACGAGAACAAAGAAACAAGGCUACCCACCCCAAAAACUAAUGCUAGACCGUCGAUCAACCUUGUCUUUAUUCUUAGGUAGCUAGUUUGAGGCUGUGUAGGUGAUCAAGCAUCCCUUGCUGCGUCGACUCCGAUUGGCCAUGUUGUAUGUAUGUCUCACGGGCUAGAUAUGCCGUUGGCCGUGUACCCCUC